UCAGCGUCAUGUCGUCGAUGUCAUAACAAAACAUAUUUUUCGUGCGUGCGUUCGGUGAUAGCAGAAAAUACGUAAGCUUAAUUUGGUAAAAAAUAGUGCUGUAUUCAAGAAUCGCUAGUGAAAAAUAGUUCUCUGGCCGUAGGGAUGGCCUAUCCAAUCAUGGAUCUGAACAAAAUCUGCCGAAUGUGUUCAUCGGAGCACGUCCCGGUUCGUUCUAUUUUCUACGACUACACAGAACUGCGUCUACCGCAGACCAUCAGCGAGGUCCUGCGGCUGGAGAUUAGUCUGGCCGAUGGACUGCCGACAAAUAUCUGUGAACCGUGCGUGGGAAUCCUGACCAAAAUGAAGCACCUAGUGGACCAGUUUCGAGCGAAUGAACGGGCGCUGCGACAAAGGAUUUUUGGAAUUGUUUUCGGUGGCGACAAUACAUCCUAUGCAGCCGGUGCAAUGAACACUGGGUUGAUAUUCAAAGAAGUACCAGUAAACAGCGUCACCCCAUGUAUUACUUCACAACCAGCUCAACAAUAUGCCCCUAGCUUGGUUCCAACUGUGACCACCCAGAACCAUGCUCUACCUGAAAUAAAAGAAGAAGAAGACUCGGACUCAAGUUCCGAUGAUGACACGGACUGUGAAGGCACCGCCGCAAACGGUCAAAAGCGAACCGAUUUGAAGCCGGACUUCAAAUGUUACAUCUGCAAAAGCGACUCGUUGGGUACGGCCAAAGCCCUCACGGACCAUCUAUCGGUGCACUCCGGACUGGUGCCGCAAACAUGCACUGAAUGUAUUACAGAACCGAUUGUGCUGCGGGAUAUUCGAGCAUUAAAUUCUCACAGACGAAUGCACUCGCAACCGAUCAAGUGCGAAUACUGUGAUCGGCGUUACGGUGACUAUCAUGGACGCGAUGAGCACGUCCGGCUGUACCAUCUGGGGGAGGGCGCUCCCUGUCCUUCGCCAUGUCAGCAGUGUGGAAAAAUUUGCAAAUCCGUGGCAGCGUUGAAAAGUCACAUGCGUAACCACAAACAGGAUGUAAGAUGCGAUCAAUGCGGCAAGGUAUUUCAUAAGCAGCACAAACUACAAGAGCACGUAAAGUGGUUCCAUGGACAGUCUGAGAGGCAUCAGUGUAACAUUUGCAACAAGGUCCUUUACUCGUUGACAAGUUACAACUCUCACCUAAAGCUGCAUAACGAAGAUAAAAACUAUAGCUGCGACUUGUGUCCACUUAAAUUCUACACUGCCGCAAACCUCAGAACGCACAAACGCGUCCAUCAGAAGAACGCCAACUACAAGCCGAAAAAGGACUGGACUGGCCACUAUACCGUAACCAGGGCCGCUGACGGUAGCAAAAUGUAUUCGUGCAAUUUGUGUGGAAAGACUGCCACCGGUUACAUCAACACCAUCAUCAGUCACGUGCGGCUACACUUCAAGGAGGUACGCUGCGAUCAGUGCGAUUUGAAGUUUACGUUCAUUAAUCAGCUGAAGGCACACUACGUGGUACACACCAGGGAACGUAACUUCAAGUGCAACUACUGUGAGAAAGAUUUCAUGUAUGACUCACACAUGCGACAUCACAUCAAACAGGCGCACCCGGCAGAAAGAGAAGCCGAAAGAGCUGCGGCAGCUGCCCGUAAAAAACUAGCCCAGGCAAACAGUAGAGGAACCGGUCAAUAAUUGCGUGUAAGUAUGAAUAAAAGCAGGGAGAUAACAGUAUAUAAUGAAUAUCGAAGUUGAUGAGAAACUAGAUUCGUGUUUAUAUAAGAAGAAUUAAGGCAAAUAAUCGUAGCGCUAUCAUAGUAAUUAAACAGCACAAACAAG
Molecule: messenger RNA, 1812 nt
Organism: Armigeres subalbatus
Lineage: Eukaryota; Metazoa; Arthropoda; Insecta; Diptera; Culicidae
Product: zinc finger protein 665-like
Exons: 3
Coding region: 145-1668 (507 amino acids)
Biological process (GO): regulation of transcription by RNA polymerase II
Cellular component (GO): nucleus
Molecular function (GO): zinc ion binding; DNA-binding transcription factor activity, RNA polymerase II-specific; RNA polymerase II transcription regulatory region sequence-specific DNA binding
Source: RefSeq, a predicted model, not a curated record